AAAUUAAAGACCGGUUGACCCUGUCGUCUUCCUCGCGACGCUCCGAGAGUAGGAGCGAGAGCAGAAACCAGUCUCGCGCUCUCUCGGUGCAUGCAACAAUGGUGGGUCUCGCGGUGGAGAGGCCCACCCUGCGGGUCGCCAACAUCCCGCUGACCGUCACGGCCCACGACCUCCUCCGCUUCCUCGAGUCCGCCCUCGGCCCGGGCUCCGUCUACGCCAUCGACAUCUUCACCGACCGCAAGAACUGGAAGCCCCGCGGGUUCGGCCGCGUCCAGUUCGCCUCCCUCCGCCACCGGGACCUCGCCCGUUCCCUCUCUGACCGCCUCGUGCUCAGGUCCCAAACCCUAGCGCUCUCCGACGCCUUCGAUGACAUCGUCCCGAGGCCCGUCCACGAGUGGCACCGCGUCGAGGGCGGGGGCCUCCACGCCGGGUUCAUGGUGGAAGGGGACUGCCUCUGCGAGCUGGAGUGCUGGAGGAGGCUCAAGGUUUGGUUUAUGCCCGAGAGGAGGAGGGUUGAGUUCUGGGUCUGGGUCGAGGAGGAGUGUUAUAAGCUCGAGGUUGGGUUUGAUGAUGUGGUGGAGAGUGUCGGGUGUUGCUUGGGCGGCAGGGGCAGCGGCGACGGCGACGGCGACGGCGACAAAAGAGUCAAUGCACUUCUCUUGACGGUUAAACACGGGCCAAGGAUCUACAAGAGAAUUUCCGGAUCUGAUGUAACCUCGAAGUUUAGUCCUGAUCGAUACCAUAUCUACAAAGAAGAUUUCAAUUUUCUUUGGGUCCGCACAACAGACUUUUCUCAUGUGAAGGCAGUCAGUCAAUCAACUACUUUCUGUUGGGAAGUUGAUGAAGGGCUACAGGUACCAGCUGCAGAUGUAUUUGCAAGUUUUCCGUAUUAUAAAGAAGGAGCAAUUGAUCUUACUCUAGGAGAAGGGGAGGAAUUUCAUUCUGCAUCUGAGAUAGUUCCACUCCUGGAGUGUAACCAUGGUCCUAGGUUAGACUACGAGAUCGUAUUCCAACUUAAUGCUCUUGUUCAUACCCAGAAAAUAAGUCUGGCUGCUGCGUAUGAGCUAACAGACAUCCUUAGCACUUUGGAUGUUGACACUGCUGUCUCGGUUCUCCAGAAGCUGCACAAGCUUACAUCCACUUGUUAUGAUCCCGUGCCAUUUGUGAAGACCCAGUUACAUGUCCUUAAGAGAGACAGCAAAAAUCUUCCUUCGUCCGCUCUCAGUAGGUUAAGAGACAGUAAUCUAAUGUUUUGUCACAGAGCUUUUAUUACUCCAACAAAGAUUUAUUGCUUAGGUCCUGAGCUGGAGACCUCUAACUACGUGGUGAAGAACUUCGCAUCACAUUCUUCUGAUUUUCUAAGAGUUUCUUUCGUCGAAGAAGAUUGGAGCAAAAUUCCCCCGAAUGCCUUAUCUACCAGUACUCAGCAAGGCAUUUUUUCAAAACCUCUGAGGACUGGAAUAUAUCACCGUAUAUUGACUGUUCUUCGUGAAGGUAUUGUGAUUGGCGAGAAGAAGUUUCAGUUUCUUGCUUUCUCAGCUAGUCAACUUCGGUCAAACUCCGUCUGGAUGUUUGCUUCCAACGACGAGGUGACUGCAGAACAGAUCAGAGAAUGGAUGGGCUGCUUCAAAGAUAUUAAAAGCGUGUCCAAGUGUGCAGCGAGGAUGGGUCAAAUGUUUAGCUCUUCUGUACAGACUAUAGUUGUCCCUAGACAAGAUGUGGAGAUCAUUCCUGAUAUUGAGGUCAACACCAGAGGAUUUGACUACUGUUUCUCAGAUGGGAUUGGAAAGAUAUCUCAAUCGUUUGCUAGGCAAGUUGCUCAGAAGUGUGGCUUGACUGACAGUCCUUCAGCCUUUCAAAUCCGAUAUGGUGGCUAUAAAGGUGUUAUUGCUGUUGACCGCCGUUCCUUCCGUAAGCUCUCUCUUCGUGAGAGCAUGUGUAAGUUUGAGUCAUUUAACAGGAUGCUUAAUGUUACAAAGUGGAGCGACUCGAUGCCGUGCUAUCUUAACAGGGAGAUCAUUUCUCUUCUUUCCACUCUUGGAGUGGAAGAUGAAAAAUUUGAGGCUAUGCAACAGAAACAGUUGCUUAUUCUCGGGAAAAUGCUAACUGACAGGGAGGCUGCUUUAAGUGUGUUGGAGAGUUUGAGCGGUGCAGACCGCAGAAACAUUAUAACGAAAAUGUUACUCGCGGGAUAUGAACCAACUGCGGAUCCUUACCUUCUGAUGAUGCUUCGAGCGCAUCACGAGAUUCAGCUGUCUGAAUUGAAGAGCAGGUGUCGCAUUCAUGUUCCAAAGGGUCGGAUCUUGCUUGGCUGUUUGGACGAGGCCGGAAUACUCGACUAUGGCCAAGUUUUUGUCCGAGUUACCAUGACAAAAGCAGAGCUAGAAAGUGGGGAGCAAAGAUUUUUCCGGAAGGUCGAUGAGACAACAGCAGCAGUAAUAGGGAAGGUAGUUGUCACCAAAAACCCUUGUCUUCACCCUGGGGAUAUCAGAGUCCUCGAGGCUGUUUUUGAGGUGGAAUUAGAAGAAACGGGGUUGGUCGAUUGCAUUGUCUUUCCUCGGAAAGGAGAAAGGCCUCAUCCUAAUGAGUGCUCUGGUGGUGAUCUGGAUGGAGACCUGUUCUUUAUCAGUUGGGAUGAAGAUAUCAUCCCGUUGCGAACUGAUGCUCCGAUGGAUUAUACCGGGAGGAGACCACGCAUAAUGGAUCACGAAGUGACACCGGAGGAAAUUCAUAAAUUCUUUGUCGACUACAUGAUCAACGACACGCUGGGUGCCAUCUCAACUGCACAUUUGGUUCAUGCGGACCGUGAACCAGAAAAGGCCCGGAGUGAAAAGUGUCUACAGUUGGCGACUCUCCACUCUAUGGCUGUGGACUUUGCAAAGACUGGCGCACCGGCUGAGAUGCCGAGGGUUUUGAAGCCAAGAGAAUUUCCAGAUUUUAUGGAGAGAGUAGACAAACCAAGGUACACAUCUAGUGGCGUGCUUGGAAAGCUCUAUCGAGCGACGCUCGAGUCAUCACUAGAGAAGUCGAAAGUCGUCUGGUCGAAGGAUAUCGCUCGAGAGUACUAUGAUCAUGAUCUGGAAGUCGACGGUUAUGAGGCAUCCGUCGACAUGGCAGUCACUCACAGGAACAAGUACAUAGAGAAACUGAGCGAGCUGAUGCAUUUCUACGGGGCGAAGAGCGAGGAUGAAAUCUUGACCGGCAAUCUGCGGAACCGCGCCAUAUAUCUGCAGAGGGACAACAGGAAAUACGGAGAUAUGAAGGACCGGAUCUCGCUGUCGGUGAAGGCCCUGCACAACGAGGCCAAAGGAUGGUUCGAGAGCGGGUGCGAGGCGAACGAGAGGGAGCGCCUGGCCUCUGCCUGGUAUCACGUGGCUUACCAUCCAUCUUUCGUUCACCAAAGCUUCAAUUUCCUGAGCUUCCCGUGGAUCGUGGGGGAUGUUUUGCUCAGCAUAAGAUCAGUGAACAGGAAGAAAUCCCUCCUCACUUAGCAUUUGCUGCGUGUAUCAGAGUUACCAUUCACUUGCCUGAUUGUUAUGGUCAAGGGAUCGUUCGUUUCCCGUAUAUAAUCCGGAAUGAAACGCCGUAUCUUGUUCA
Syzygium oleosum is the source of this 3597-nucleotide messenger RNA. RefSeq names its product RNA-dependent RNA polymerase 2. The record is from RefSeq and is a predicted model, not a curated record. Gene Ontology annotation, biological process: siRNA processing. Gene Ontology annotation, cellular component: nuclear RNA-directed RNA polymerase complex. NCBI's taxonomy places the organism in Eukaryota, Viridiplantae, Streptophyta, Magnoliopsida, Myrtales, Myrtaceae. The coding region runs from base 99 to 3491 and encodes 1130 amino acids. Gene Ontology annotation, molecular function: RNA-directed RNA polymerase activity; RNA binding. The transcript is spliced from 4 exons.